Messenger RNA from Impatiens glandulifera, 793 nucleotides. Its product is annotated as protein yippee-like At5g53940. Lineage: Eukaryota; Viridiplantae; Streptophyta; Magnoliopsida; Ericales; Balsaminaceae. Bases 152 to 568 code for a protein of 138 amino acids. Gene Ontology annotation, cellular component: ubiquitin ligase complex. The transcript is spliced from 5 exons. The record is from RefSeq and is a predicted model, not a curated record.
CGAGCACCUCUGGCCAUUUGACUCUGUUUCCGCAAAUUGAGAGAGAGAGAGAAAGAAAGAUCAUAUUAGGGUUUUAGUUCAAAGGAAUCACCUGGAAAGGAAAGAAGGAAUUGACGACUUAAAGAUCAAUUGAAUCUUAGAGCAAGAAAUAAUGGGCAGAGUGUUCCUGGUACAGAUCGAAGGCAAAUCUUACAGAUGCAAAUGCUGUAGCAGUCCUCUUGCCGUGGCUGAUGACAUUCUUUCUCGGCAGACAUUCAGCUGCGGCCAUGGGACAGCUUAUCUUUUCAACAAUGCUGUGAAUGUAACAGUUGGGCCUGGAGAAGAGAGGGUGAUGCUUUCUGGAACUCAUACUGUUGCAGAUAUAUAUUGCUGUAACUGUGGACAGAUUCUUGGUUGGAAAUAUAUGAAAGCACAGGAUAAAUCGCAGAAAUACAAAGAAGGGAAAUUCGUCCUUGAAAGAUGGAGGAUAUCUGAAGGAGAUGGAAGUAACAGCAAUAACAACAACAACAACAACUUGGAUCUGGAAUCAUACCCGAACAACAUAAGCAGCGAUGAAGAUGCUCACUAGUACAUCUGUCCGUCUUCAUUCUUGUAAGUAGUAGUAGUCGCAGCAUACAUACAUACAACUAUAUAUAUAUAUAAGAUGAAUUCAGAGUUGGGUUUGAAAGUUUUUUGUAGACACAUCUAGUGAAGAUGAGUGUGUGUGUGUGUGUUUAUGUGAAUUGAAGAACAUCAAGUAUGUUUCUGAUCCCUUUUUUGUUUGCUGAGACUCGUGCAAACUUUCUUAUGUAAA